AUGAAAAGAAGGACAGAACGAGAAUUGGGUCCAGAUCGUAUUAUGAUGUUUGACGUGUGGUCAGUGGCUUGCAUCCUAGUGGAAUUGAAGACGGGUCAGGCGCUCUUUCGUGGUCUCAACCAUAUCGAUCAGGUGAAGCAGAUUAUGAGCAUCGUGGGAACUCCUGAUGAGGAAAUGAUGAAGAGAAUCACUAGCAAUAGUGCUCGAGAAUUCAUUGAGCGAAACUACACGGAGAGGAGGGAUCUCAAGGAGGUCUUCCCCUGGGCUUCACCUGAUUAAUCCGCAACCACACUUCUCGUGAAUACAACUCUGAUCAAGACUAUGGGCGUGGAAUAG
This is a messenger RNA of Rodentolepis nana, 336 nucleotides long. The record is from the annotation of a GenBank genome assembly. Lineage: Eukaryota; Metazoa; Platyhelminthes; Cestoda; Cyclophyllidea; Hymenolepididae.